AUGUGUGGCAAUGGCAUCCGCUGUCUGGAAAAGUUCAUCGCGGACGUCACCGACUCACACGACACCCAAACGUACACCCCUCUCCUUUCCCCUCGCGCUCUCUCACUCGCUCCAUACUCCUAUGGUGCCUUGGUCACGUCUCGGCCUCUCAGUUACGUCUCUCCUCUUACUCCUUCCCACUCCCCUCUACCCAUCCCCAUGCCCCCGGCAUAUUGA
Molecule: messenger RNA, 216 nt
Organism: Closterium sp. Naga37s-1
Lineage: Eukaryota; Viridiplantae; Streptophyta; Zygnematophyceae; Desmidiales; Closteriaceae
Source: the annotation of a GenBank genome assembly